Lodderomyces theae is the source of this 4818-nucleotide messenger RNA. RefSeq names its product ATP-binding cassette glutathione S-conjugate transporter (gene YCF1). Gene Ontology annotation, molecular function: ATP hydrolysis activity; ABC-type transporter activity; bilirubin transmembrane transporter activity. Gene Ontology annotation, cellular component: membrane. Lineage: Eukaryota; Fungi; Ascomycota; Pichiomycetes; Serinales; Debaryomycetaceae. The coding region runs from base 1 to 4818 and encodes 1605 amino acids. The transcript has a single exon. Gene Ontology annotation, biological process: transmembrane transport. The record is from RefSeq and is a predicted model, not a curated record.
AUGGAGCAACAAAUUGACUAUUCAUCCAGCUGGAACCCAUUUUCAAUCAAUCGAUGGGAUCUGCUUACUCAGAUUAACGUACUAGCCAUCAGCAAUGGCAAACACGACAACACAACUACGCUCCCUGCAGAGUCAUUUACUGUUUCGACAUGGCUACCACAUUGGAAGCUUGUCAGCUGUACAUCGAAGCAUGAGGCAUGGGGUCCAUUAUCUGGGAAAUACAAUGAUUUGACUCCAUGUUUUCUACAAGGUAUACUAUUUGGAAUCUCGUCAUUACUCAUGAUUAUUAUUGGAUCGUACCAGUUGCUUCAUUUGAGAAACAAGAGGAUAAAAGUAGCCAACAGGGUUGAUUGGAGCUUCUAUGUCAAGUUGUUGCUUGUUGCCAUUCAAUUGGUGUUUCAAGUUGUAUUAGCCGUAUCGUAUCCUUUACAUGAAGGAGGUAUAAUUGAAUCAUCACUCGUGUUGAAUAUAGUAGCUACAGUGGUGGCUUUGGGCAUUCACUAUUUAGAACAGUUUAAAUCAACAGUUCCCAAUGGGGUGUUGUUAUUUUACUGGCUAUUCCAAAUAAUUUUGAAUUUGGGGAGAAUCGUCAACUUGCAAUUGCGUCAUCAGUUUGAUCUGCAAUUUGCAGUGUUUGUGGUGUUGAGUACCGUCAAUGCAUUUGCAGUAUUAAUUAUCGAGACUGUAUUCCCCAUGAAACCAAUCAAUUACGUUCAAAGAAACAAAUUGGUGUCUCCAUACGACCGAGCCAAUGUAUUUUCAAGAAUCACUUUUGAUUGGAUUGGAGGAUUGAUGAAACGCGGAUACAUACAGUUCCUUACUCAAAAGGAUUUACCACCGCUUCCCAGUGAUUUGAAAUCAACCACAACGACAAAUGAGUUUGACUAUUAUUGGAAUAAACAACCAGCUGGGAAAAAGUCCUUGUUUUGGGCAAUCUCCAAGGCAUUUGGUGGACAGUUUCUUCUUGGUGGUGUUUUUAAAGCAGCUCAGGACUGUUUUGCAUUUAUUCAACCCCAAUUGUUGCGUUUGUUGAUUAAAUUUGUCAAUGAUUACUCACAAUCGAUGAAAGGGGGCGAACCGUUACCCUUGACUAGAGGAUUGUUGAUUGCAGUGGGUAUGUUUGUUGUGUCUAUAGUGCAAACAGCAUGCUUGCAUCAAUAUUUCCAAAGAGCAUUUGAUUUCGGAAUGAAGAUUAAGAGCUCAUUGACGUCUACAGUGUAUGACAAAUCACUUGUGUUGUCAAAUGAGUCAAAACAAGAGUCUUCAACUGGUGAUAUUGUAAACUUGAUGUCGGUUGAUGUCCAAAGAUUACAGGAUUUGCUGCAGAAUUUGCAAAUUGUAUGGUCAGGUCCAUUUCAAAUCAUCAUUUGUUUGUAUUCAUUGCAUGGCUUGAUUGGAAAUUCAAUGUGGGCUGGUGUUGCAAUCAUGGUGAUUAUGAUUCCUUUAAAUGCAGCAAUUGCUAGAAAACAAAAGCAAUUGCAAAAGACACAAAUGAAGUAUAAGGAUAAGAGGUCGCGGUUGAUUAAUGAGAUCUUGAACAAUAUCAAAAGUUUGAAGUUGUAUGGAUGGGAAGUUCCCUAUUUAGACAGAUUGAAUUUUGUGCGUAAUGAUUUGGAAUUGAAGAAUUUGAAAAAGAUGGGGAUUUUCAUGGCCACUGCCAAUUUCACUUGGAAUUUAGCGCCAUUCUUGGUGAGUUGUUCUACAUUUGGGGUAUUUGUAUUGACUCAGAAAAAGAGCUUGUCUACAGAUUUGGUGUUUCCGGCAUUGUCCUUGUUUAACCUCUUGUCAUUCCCAUUAGCUGUUGUCCCCAUGGUUAUUACAAACAUUGUUGAAGCUCAAGUAGCCGUUGGAAGGUUGACCAAGUACUUGACCAGUUCUGAAUUGCAGGAUAAUGCUGUGGUCAAAUUGCCACCAGCUACCGAAUUGGGCCAGGUUGCAGUAUCGAUCAAAAAUGGUACAUUUCUUUGGUCAAAGGCAAAAGGGGAACAAAACUAUAAAGUAGCAUUGUCUAAUAUCAACUUGAUGGCGAAAAAGGGACAAUUGGAUUGUAUUGUGGGCAAAGUUGGAUCGGGUAAGUCAUCAAUCAUACAAGCCAUCUUGGGUGACUUGUACAAAUUGGAUGGUGAAGUGGCCUUGCAUGGGAAAGUAGCUUAUGUUCCUCAAGUUCCAUGGAUUAUGAAUGGUACAGUCAAAGACAAUAUUCUCUUUGGUCAUGUGUACGAUGCAGAAUUCUAUAAACAAGUGUUAAAAGCAUGUGCCUUGACGGUUGAUUUGGCGAUUUUGCCCAAAGGUGACAGAACCGAAGUUGGAGAAAAGGGGAUUUCAUUGUCGGGUGGUCAAAAGGCAAGAUUGUCACUAGCAAGAGCAGUUUAUGCUCGUGCCGAUGUCUACUUGUUGGAUGAUCCGUUGAGUGCUGUUGAUGAGCAUGUUGGAAAGCAUUUGGUGGAUCAUGUGAUUGGUCCACUGGGUCUUUUGAGAAGUAAAUGUAAAGUGUUGGCUACGAAUAAUAUCAAAGUGUUGAGUAUUGCUGACCAUUUGCAUAUGGUCAGUGGUGGACGAUUGAUUGAGCAAGGUACUUAUGAUGAUAUUAUGAAACAAGAGAAUUCAAAGUUGAAGUUGUUGAUUGAUGAGUUUGGUAAAAAGAGGGAAGAGUCGCCAACACCUACCCCAUCGACUAGAAAGAAUGUUGAUGGCGGUGGUGGAAGUGAGAAUAGUAAACUGAAUGCUGAAGGUAAUGAAGACGGCAAAGAUUAUGAGGUUAAAGACGAUGAUGUGAAUUUGGAAGACUUGGACUCUGAUUGUGAUAUGGAUGUAAUCAGCUUGAGACGUGCUUCUGAACAACCUUUGAUUGCUGAUGAUGAACGUGACGAUGAAAUGUAUCAAGAAGAACAGCAACAGUUGGAAGAGGAAGAGGAAGAUGAAGAUACCAAAGCUAGAAAAGAGCAUAUCGAACAGGGUAAAGUAAAAUGGGAGGUAUACACCGAAUAUGCCAAAGCUUGUGGUCCUGUGAAUGUCAUUAUCUUUUUGGGGUGUAUCAUUCUUUCAUACUUGGUUAAUGUUAGUUCCACAUUCUGGUUAGAGCAUUGGUCGGAAAUCAACACAAGGUAUGGAUACAACCCCAACGUUCUCAAGUACCUUGGUAUUUACUUUCUUUUGGGUAUUGGAUACUCCCUCAGUUCAUUGAUUCAAAACAUUUCACUUUGGAUUUUGUGUACCAUUCAAGGCUCAAAGAAGUUGCACAAUUCAAUGGCAGUCAGCGUCAUGCGAGCACCAAUGACAUUUUUUGAAACUACGCCAAUUGGAAGAAUCUUGAAUCGGUUUUCCAAUGAUAUUUACAAAAUAGAUGAAGUUAUUGGAAGGGUGUUUAACAUGUUUUUCAGCAACACGGUUCGAGUAUUCAUCACUAUUGUCGUCAUUUCGUUUUCAACUUGGCAAUUUGUGUUUUUGAUUUUACCAUUGGGAAUAUUGUACGUUUACUACCAACAGUACUAUUUGCGCACAUCAAGAGAAUUGAGAAGAUUGGAUUCAGUUUCGAGGUCUCCUAUUUAUGCCAAUUUCCAAGAAUCGUUGGUUGGGGUGUCGACGAUCCGAGCAUAUGGGAAAGAAGAGAGGUUCAAGUUUUUGAAUCAAUACCGUAUUGACGAAAACAUGAAGGCGUAUAAUCCAGCAAUCAAUGCAAAUAGAUGGCUAGCUGUGAGAUUGGAAUUCUUGGGGUCUGUAAUCAUUCUUGGAGCUGCUGGGUUGUCAAUCCUCACUUUAUCUUCAGGUCAUCUUACCGCGGGUUUAGUGGGAUUGUCAGUGUCGUAUGCUUUACAAAUUACCCAAUCCUUAAACUGGAUAGUGCGAAUGACUGUUGAAGUGGAAACGAAUAUCGUGGCGGUUGAAAGAUGCUUGGAGUAUUCGAGAUUAAAGAGCGAAGCACCAGAGAUCAUCCCUGACCGUCGCCCACCUCAUGCAUGGCCUCAGGAUGGUGAGAUUAAAUUUGAACAUUAUUCAACAAAGUAUAGGCCCGAGUUGGAUUUAGUGUUGAAAGACAUCAACAUUGAUAUCAAACCAAAGGAAAAAAUUGGUAUUGUUGGAAGAACUGGAGCUGGUAAAUCAUCAAUCACAUUGGCAUUGUUUAGAAUUAUUGAAGCAUUUGAAGGUGAUAUCAAUAUCGAUGGAAUCAAGACUGAUACAAUUGGAUUAUACGAUCUAAGACACAAGUUGAGUAUCAUUCCUCAAGACUCGCAAGUUUUUGAAGGUACAAUUCGAUCUAAUCUUGAUCCAAAUGAUGAGUACUCUGAUGAUCAAAUUUGGCGUGCAUUGGAGUUAUCUCAUUUGAAGGAGCAUGUGGAGAAGAUGUAUGCUGAAAGGGAUGUGGAAGCAGGUGAGACAACAACCGAUAAUAACAGUGGUUCAAGUCAAUCACCACAAGAUGUCGUUCAUGGGGCUGAAAAAGACCGCGUUGAAACACCAUUGGAUGUGAAAAUCACCGAGGGAGGUACAAAUUUAUCCAUUGGACAACGUCAAUUAAUGUGUCUCGGUCGAGUAUUGUUGAAAUUAAACUAUUCAAACAUUUUGGUUUUAGAUGAGGCCACGGCGGCAGUUGAUGUUGAAACUGACCAAAUCUUGCAACAAACCAUACGUACUGAAUUCAAAGACAAGACAAUCAUCACUAUUGCCCAUCGUUUGAAUACGAUUUUGGAUUCUGAUCGAAUCUUGGUUUUGGAAAAGGGUCAAGUUGCCGAAUUCGAUAAACCUCAGGAGUUGUUGAAGAAUAAGGAUUCAUUGUUUUAUUCCUUGUGUAAGCAGGGUGGGUUUAUUGAAGAGGAGUAG